GCCGCGCAGGCCCAGUGCGCACGCGCAGUCUGAGCUGACGCCAUCGCUCCGAGCUCCUGGCGGCUGGAACCGGCCUGGGACCGCUACGCAAGAGGGCUGAGAUCCCAGAGCAUCCUGCCAUCCCUGGUGUCUCUCCCUUGCAGCUGCAGUUACGUGAACUUGCCCUCCACGACAGGUGCCCUAUCCCUGGAUAGUCACAUUUCCCAGUGUAGGUUUGGAAAGAUGUUGCCGCUGGAGAAGGCGUUUGCCAACCCCAGGAGCUCCCCAGCUCCCCCAGAACUGCCCAUGCUAGGAUCAGCAGCCGAGGACCAGCAAGAGGACUCCAGGAGUGGCCUUGGGGAGGUCCCUGCCAACCUCGAGUCCUCCCGCCUGCAUUUCCGGAAUUUCAUCUACCAGGAAGCUGCAGGGCCCCACCAGGCCCUGGACCAGCUGUAUGAGCUGUGCCGCCAGUGGCUGCGCCCUGAGGCGCACUCCAAGGAGCAGAUGCUGGAGCUGCUGGUGCUGGAGCAGUUCCUGAGCGCCCUGCCGGACAAAGUACGGUCCUCAGUGGUGGCACAGCAUCCUGAGAACUGCCAGAAGGCAGCCUCCCUGGUGAAGGACCUUGCCGACGCCCUAGAGGAGCCAGAUGGGUCCGUGAAGACUGGUGAAGACGUGGAACCCAGUGAAACCCAGGCUGCCCCCGACAUUUCCUGUCCUGCUCCAGACCCUGUGCUUCUGGAACAAGGGUGUGCCGGGGACAAGAAACCCGAACAGCCCAAGCCUGCUAAGGCUGAGCCAAAGAAGUUGACAUUUCCGGAGAUGCCUCUGUACCUGGGGGAAUGGGGCCACCUGGACCCGGCAGAGGAGAACCUGAAGACCUUCCGGAAACUGCUCCUGUGGGGGUACCAGCUCGCCCAGCCUGAUGACACCUGCAGGCUGGAGACAGAGGAGCUUCGGUUGGUUGAAGCUGAACCACCGGAAGGCAGCUUCUCAGGGGAUAGGAGGUGGCAGGAAAGUAAAGAGAGCAUGUGCGAGACGCUGAUGGAGAGGAUCACGAGGGAAAUUCUCGUUUGCCCCUUGACGGGUGCUGCUCCGGAGGAGGAAGAGCAGCCGCAGAAGGUUCUGGAACCUCAGGAGAGGGAACCAAGCCCUGUCCCCAGAGCCCAGAGGCAGUCAGUCAUCCGGGAGCCAGCCCAGGACAGGGGCACAGCAGGGGAGAGCCCUGCUGUGCCUGUAGCUCCAGCUGCCCCACGCCAAGGCCUUGGAAGAAAAAGGCCCCACUCGAAGGAUGUGGGCGGGCAGGGCCCUGAGCGUGUCUCCAGCAUGAGCCACCCCCAGCAGCGCCAUGUGAAGGAGCCCGCCGCAUCUGGCCUCGGCGCGGGGUCCCUGGGCGCGAGUUGCUCUGCUGCCGAUGAGCCUGGGCUGUCCCGAGGGAAGCCCUACGCGUGCAGCGAGUGUGGGGAGACCUUUGCGUGGAUCUCACAUUUCAUUGACCAUCUCCGAAGCCACAGCGGCAGGAAGCUGUACGCGUGCCAGGGCUGCUGGAAGACCUUCCACUUCAGCCUGGCCCUGGCUGAGCAUCAGAAGACCCACGAGAAGGAGAAAGGCUACGCGCUGGGGUGGGCCCUGGGACCCCACCCUGCUGCGUGUGGUGCCCACGCUGGCGGGAGGCUCCGUGGGCUCCCGGGGUGUGUGGCAGGUGACAUUUUCCCUGUGCAGCCUGAGGCUCAGCGAUGAGCUGCUUUGCCGUAGGGUCCCUAGAGGCCAGCCUUGCCUCCCAGGUUUGUGUCCCUAGAGACAGCCUUGCCGGCCCAGGUUUAUGUCCCUAGAGGGCAAUCUUGCCUGCCAGAUUUCCCUAGCAAUGUAUCCGCUGCUUUGAAACCCUUGCGUGGCUUCCUGCAGUAUCUGUGUGGAUGUAAGUCUGUCUGUUCUCUAAAUGAGCUAACGUGGCUAAAGCACUUAGAACCCAGAAGGGCCCACGGGAAGCCCUUGUCUCCUUGUAAACACACCCAUGCAGAUGCCCAUGUGCAAGCACGAGCUGUCCGGUGUGAAAGAAUAUUCCCCUUUCUUCCGUAGCCAUUUUAGCACCACCCACACAUUGGAACAUUUGUCAUUGUGCAAAGUGUCGAGUUGCCUUAAAGUGUGUGAUCCGCCGGCUCUUGCUGAAGUCAGCUUUGUCUCUGUUCCCCUUGUUCAAGCUCCCCACGGCUUCUGCUCAAGCUGUUUGGUCUUUUCGUAAACACCUGAUAAUCAAGUUCACUUCUGAAUCCUCAAUAGCAAGUUGUUUCCUAGUUAAGCACGUGUCUACAUGUGUGGAGUGGCUUUACAAAGAUCACAAAAAUGCGUGGAGCCUGGUAACGCUGUGCUUUCAAACCAUGCGUCUCAGCCUACUAGUGAAUUGUGAAACCAAAUUAGUGGACGGUCGCCAGCAUUGCAAAUCAGUAGAAUUAAGUAAAAAUUCGUCGUGUAGUAAAGGCAAAUAUUGUUUUGUGAAACUUUUCAGCUAUAUAUCUAAAUAUGAGACCCGGUUGAAUUGUGAAACCAAAUUAGUGGACGGUCGCCAGCAUUGCAAAUCAGUAGAAUUAAGUAAAAAUUCGUCGUGUAGUAAAGGCAGAUAUUGUUUUGUGAAACUUUUCAGCUAUAUAUCUAAAUAUGAGACCCGGUUGAAUUGUGAAAUCAAAUUAGUGGACGGUCGCCAGCGUUGCAAAUCAGUAGAAUUAAGUAAAAAUUCAUCAUCCGGCUGUAAAGGCAAAUACUGUUCUGUGAAAUUUUUCAGCUGUAUAUCUAAAUAUGAGACCCAGUUGCAAUGUAAGAUGUAUUUCUUACUCAGGGUGGAGGGUCAUGAUCAAAGCAGGUUGAAAACACUUAAUAAGGGUUGAUGAGGUGUGUCUGCCUGGGCAAGUGGAAACUUAAUUCUUUGGGCUACAUAAGGUGAUUUUUGAUUUUUGCAUUUGAUCUCAGAUUAGAGCAUUGCUUCUGUUGCCUGAGCAUAAACUUAACUGCUUCUUGUAGGUAAACUGGUGCCUCUUUCUGUCAUGGUGUUUGAGCAGGCAGUCUGUUGUAAUGAUGCCCGAAUCAUAGAUGCUUAACCUAAUAAAGGAUUUAUUUCUUCACUCA
This is a messenger RNA of Leopardus geoffroyi (Geoffroy's cat), 3096 nucleotides long. It is a transcript of the gene ZSCAN18, whose product is annotated as zinc finger and SCAN domain containing 18. The record is from RefSeq and is a predicted model, not a curated record. Bases 223 to 1716 code for a protein of 497 amino acids. The transcript has 7 exons. Lineage: Eukaryota; Metazoa; Chordata; Mammalia; Carnivora; Felidae.